CCAGAGCCAACCCGGGACGACAUCGCAGCGCACUAAUCCCCCACACCGCGCGAAUCUAAAACUAAAGCACUGCUCAGGCUUUGGCGAAGUAAACCGAUCGCUGCCCAGCCAGACGCACUCUGACGCAGCGCUUGCAUCCUUCCAAGCCCUCCCAGCCCGGCACCGCCAUCGCGCGCGUUCCCCCCCUCUGACGUGGUCGAUUGCCAGCAGAGCAACCCACCCGAGCUUUUUUUGUUUAUAGUGUCGUGUCGAGAUUCACGCCAGCAGCUAAAAAGAUGUCGUCGGCCUCCCCCCCCAAGGAACCUGAGGUGGAACCCGAGACUCAGUCAGGCGAUGACCCCGACCAGAUGGACCGAGACAAUCAAGAUCCCAGUGGACAGGGCCAGGGCGAAUUUGAAGUAAAGGAGCAGGACCGAUGGCUCCCAAUUGCAAAUGGUUCGUUUCAUCACUCGUUUCUUUUGCGCCUUUUGUGUGUUCCUGCGUCUCCCAGUGCUGCUCGUGCUGUCGCCCGAUUCGCGCGCGCGCCUGCGUGUUCCUGCUGCGCGCAGGUGGCUCUUCCUAGUCAAUCACACUGCGCCUGCUCUUCUCCCCACUUCCCUGUCGUUGGUCCAUCGGCUUGCAGUGUGGCCCGUAUCAUGAAAACCGCCCUGCCCGAGAACGCCAAAAUCGCGAAAGAGGCCAAGGAGUGCAUGCAAGAAUGUGUCAGCGAAUUCAUCUCGUUCAUCACCAGCGAAGCCUCCGAGAAAUGCCAACAGGAAAAGCGAAAGACAGUCAAUGGUGAGGACAUCCUAUUUGCCAUGACGUCGUUGGGAUUUGAAAAUUACGCAGAAGCCUUGAAGAUUUACCUCUCCAAGUACCGUGAGACACAGUCUGCUCGCGGGGAAAACCAGAACCGACCGACAAGCAGCGGCUAUGGAGCCGGCGGGCCUGUGGGCGGCUCGAGCAGCGCACCAGCUGCUCGAGGCGCGUCCGCCACUGCAGGCGGAUUCCCCGGUGCCUCUGACAACCCAAACAGCAUUCUUCCAGGUAACCUCGAGGAACAAGACAGCCAGAACUACGGCUAUGGAUCGAUCGGUCACAACGGCGCGGGCGCGGAGUUCCACUAGUCUGGCAUAAUAUCAUUAUCAUUGCAGCUGCUCGUACUUUGUACUACUUUUGGGUUCUCG
Molecule: messenger RNA, 1166 nt
Organism: Talaromyces proteolyticus
Lineage: Eukaryota; Fungi; Ascomycota; Eurotiomycetes; Eurotiales; Trichocomaceae
Product: histone-fold-containing protein
Exons: 4
Coding region: 276-1106 (276 amino acids)
Biological process (GO): regulation of transcription by RNA polymerase II
Cellular component (GO): nucleus; CCAAT-binding factor complex
Molecular function (GO): protein heterodimerization activity; RNA polymerase II cis-regulatory region sequence-specific DNA binding; DNA-binding transcription activator activity, RNA polymerase II-specific
Source: RefSeq, a predicted model, not a curated record